UUUAAUUCAAAAAUACCAUAUAUCCAUCAAACCCCCCACAAAAAGCAAUGGCAUCGUCAUUUUCCCCUCUGAAAUUCCUUUUCCUCUUUCUCUUUCUUCUUUCUUUUCCAUUUUCAAAUGCAAGAAAUCAUGACGGAGAAAACAGCCAUGAUGUUUCCUCUUCAACUGGUGGUAUCUUGGCCAAAAAGCGAGCAGAAAAGCUGAUAAAAUCUUUCAACUUGUCCCCUAAAGGCCCUGUUAGCACCCGUCAUGCAGACACACCUAUAUCAGAAUCAGAGGAGGCUCCAGGGAUUGUUGAGAAACAAUUCAAAUUUCCUUCUCUCCUCGAAACUGGACCUUCUAUUCAGAAUUUGGGUCACCAUGCUGGAUACUAUAAACUGUCGCAUUCUAAAGCUGCAAGGAUGUUCUAUUUUUUCUUUGAAUCCCGGAAAAGCAAAAGGGAUCCUGUUGUGAUAUGGUUGACUGGGGGUCCAGGGUGCAGCAGUUCUCUAGCCUUGUUUUAUGAAAUGGGUCCUUUUCAUAUCACUAAGAACUUGUCUCUAGUAUGGAAUGAAUAUGGCUGGGAUCAGGCAUCAAACCUUCUGUUUGUUGAUCAGCCUAUUGGAACUGGUUUUAGCUAUACUACAAAUGAUGAGGAUUACCCAAAAAAUUCCUUGCAGAUGCUGAAGCGAUGGAUCGAAGGGAAAUUGGCUAUGCAACACUCCGAGAGGACAGCUCCUAAUCCCAAGUAAUGUUCCGGAUGCACUCCGCAACACACAAAGACUAUCUGCUAAUCCCAGUAUUACCUCAUUGUAGAUGCAAUUAUGAUUUUCUUCACACUCAAUAAUUCCUGUCUGUCUGCCCCUUUCAAGUAUAUACCACUGCAGAAGUAUCUACUGAUCGGGCAGCGAUUUACAAAUAAAAGUUUGUCAUGUUG
Rubroshorea leprosula is the source of this 916-nucleotide messenger RNA. Lineage: Eukaryota; Viridiplantae; Streptophyta; Magnoliopsida; Malvales; Dipterocarpaceae. The record is from the annotation of a GenBank genome assembly.